AUGAAUAUGUUGGAUGAUGAAGAUGACCAAAGCUUUCACGCUACGCGUGACGGCUACUCCCAUUUGAGCGAUGUCGAAUGGGAUGCGGUUGAACGAAUGGGUUCGACCAUGGGCAUCCAUGCUGUUAGCGUCAUGCUAGAGGCUCUCAAUAGAGAUGCCCAACAUGCUACUAUCGCCAAGUUCAUUCAAAUGAACUUGACGCAGAACGCGAGAAAGUAG
Peronospora matthiolae is the source of this 219-nucleotide messenger RNA. The record is from the annotation of a GenBank genome assembly. Lineage: Eukaryota; Oomycota; Peronosporomycetes; Peronosporales; Peronosporaceae.